CAUUAUCAUCGAAAAAUAGUGAUAAAAAAUCAUCAUCAUCAUCAUCAUUUAAAUUAUUCACGACAACAGCAACAGAUUUGAUUAUAGAUCAAUUUUUAAGAUUUAAUCAACAAACAAUAAAAAUGAUCAAUUGUCUAUCCUGUCCAUCGGAAACGGAUCCACAAAUGAAAGAAAGCAAUAAAAAUGAUAAAAAAUUAAAACAAUGGAAUCGUAAUGAAUCAGAAGUGAUUAAUAUGUUAUUAUUAGGCGCUGGUGAAAGCGGUAAAACAACCAUUAUUAAACAAAUGAAAAUUUUACACAUAAAAGGAUUUUCACAUGAAGAACGGUUGAAAAAAUUACAAGAAAUCAAACAAAAUGUUUUCGAAUCAAUUAAAGAACUAACCAGUAAUAUGGAAUAUCUUAAUCCACCCAUAGAGCUUGUGAAUCCUAUGAAUCAGCCUAGUCUGAAUUUUAUUAAAAAAUUAGAUACAACUCAAAUGGAAACAUAUGAUUAUCCGGAUGAAUUUUUCGAACACACAAAACGAUUAUGGUCUGAUCCAGGUAUUCAAGCCUGUUAUCUACGUUCGAAUGAAUUCUUUUUGAUUGAUUCAGCCAAAUAUUUUCUAGACAUGAUCGAUAAAAUUCGAAAUCCAGAUUAUGAACCAAGUGAUCAAGAUAUUUUACGUAGUCGUAAACGAACAAGUGAAUUACAAAAAAUUGAAUUCAAGGUUAAAGUGCCUAAACAAAAUGGUGGUAAAAUGCAACCAUUUUGCAUGUAUGAUGUUGGAGGCCAACGUGGUGAACGUAGAAAAUGGUUUCAAGCAUUUAUUGGAAUCAAAGCCAUUCUAUUUGUCGUCGAUUCAUCCAGUUUUGAUACAAAACUUCGUGAAGAUGGUAAAACAAAUCGGCUGAAAGAAAGCAUUGAUCUAUUCAAAGAAGUUUGGAGUAGUUCUUAUCUCAAUAAGUCGGGAAUUAUUUUGUUCAUGAAUAAACAGGAUAUAUUGAAAGAAAAAAUUCAACGUGGUCAUCGAAUAGAGAAUUAUUUCCCGGAAUAUAAAGAUUAUAAAUUGCCAAAAAAUAAACAUGAAGUAGAAGAAGAAUAUGAAUAUAGAAAAGCAAGAGAUUUCAUUCUCGAUAAAUUUUUUCAAGUGACAAAAGAUCGUAAUGUAUGUAAACAUCGAUUUUUUUCACAUUUUACAACAGCCACGGAUACGAACAAUAUUAAAUUUGUAUUCGAUGAUGUUCAUUAUUGUUUUAUGAAAGAAAAUUUUGAUUACAUAAUCUAGUGAAUAAAUUUGUCGAUCAUUGAUCCAAAUAAAAUCAUUAUCAUUUCUGUAUAA
Molecule: messenger RNA, 1319 nt
Organism: Dermatophagoides farinae (American house dust mite)
Lineage: Eukaryota; Metazoa; Arthropoda; Arachnida; Sarcoptiformes; Pyroglyphidae
Product: guanine nucleotide-binding protein G(s) subunit alpha
Biological process (GO): sensory perception of chemical stimulus; adenylate cyclase-activating dopamine receptor signaling pathway
Cellular component (GO): cytoplasm; heterotrimeric G-protein complex
Molecular function (GO): GTPase activity; GTP binding; G-protein beta/gamma-subunit complex binding
Source: RefSeq, a predicted model, not a curated record